GGAGCGGGCCCGGGGGCGCCAUGGCGGCGGGGGAAGGAACGGUGAGGUGGGGCGGGCUGGCCAGCAGGGACGCGGCCACGCGGGCGGCGGCCCUGCAAAACCUGAGGAGGCUCGUCCUGGCCCACCCCGGGCCCCCGCGGGACCUCGGCCACAGCAACAGCUCCCAGCCGCCGCCUCCCGCGCCGCCGCCCGGCCACCGCUUCAACGCACUCCUCGCUCGUCUGCUCAUGGUUUCGAAGCGGUGCCCUUUUAAAGAUGUGAGAGAGGAAACGCGAUCCAUUCUGCAGCGCGUGCAGGAACUUGGAAUUCGAAUUCCUAGACCACUGGGAAAUGGACCAAGCAGAUUCAUCCCAGAAAAGGAGAUUCUUCAAGUGGGAAAUGAAGAUGAGCAGAUGCACGCUUUGUUUGCAGAUUCUUUUGCUGCGUUAGGCCGUUUGGAUAACAUUACUUUGGUGAUGGUUUUUCAUCCACAGUACUUAGAAAGCUUCUUAAAAACCCAGCACUAUUUAUUACAAAUGGACGGUCCACUGCCUCUUCAUUAUCGACACUACAUUGGAAUAAUGGCCGCAGCAAGGCAUCAAUGCUCAUAUUUGGUGAAUCUCCAUGUGAAUGAUUUCCUUCAUGUGGGUGGGGACCCCAAAUGGCUUGAUGGCCUAGAGAAUGCUCCUCAGAAACUGCAGAACUUAGGAGACCUGAACAAAGUACUGGCCCACAGACCAUGGCUCAUUACCAAAGAACACAUCGAGCAACUGUUGAAGGCUGAAGAGCACAGUUGGUCCCUGGCGGAACUGGUAAAUGCAGUGGUUCUGCUCACACACUAUCACUCUCUUGCCUCCUUUACAUUUGGGUGUGGGAUCAGCCCGGAAAUUCACUGUGAUGGCGGCCACACCUUUCGACCUCCUUCGGUCAGUCACUGCUGUGCCUGUGACCUCACCAAUGGCAACCACAGCACGGAGGAGACGCACGUCAGCCCAGCGGGCACUGUUCCAGCAACAGAUUCUUGGUGUGAGGUGGAGGCCCUCAUGGAGAAGAUGAAGCAGCUCCAGGAGUGUCGUGAUGAGGAGGAGGCAAGUCAAGAAGAAAUGGCCUCACGAUUUGAGAUUGAGAAGAGAGAGAGCAUGUUUGUUUUCCCUUCAGAUGAUGAAGAAGCAGCACCAGCGAGAGAAAUAUUGCGUCACUUUGAGGACACCAGUUACGGUUAUAAAGACUUCUCCAGGCAUGGGGUGCACGUGCCAACUUUUCGAGUGCAGGACUACUGCUGGGAAGACCAUGGUUAUUCUUUGGUUAAUCGUCUCUAUCCAGAUGUGGGGCAGUUGAUUGAUGAGAAAUUUCAUAUUGCCUAUAAUCUGACAUACAAUACCAUGGCAAUGCACAAAGAUGUGGAUACCUCCAUGCUUAGGCGGGCAAUUUGGAAUUAUAUCCACUGCAUGUUUGGAAUAAGGUAUGACGACUAUGACUAUGGGGAAAUAAAUCAGCUAUUGGACCGCAGCUUUAAAGUUUACAUCAAAACUGUAGUCUGCACACCUGAAAAGGCCACCAAAAGAAUGUAUGAUAGCUUCUGGAGGCAGUUCAAACACUCUGAGAAGGUUCACGUUAAUUUGCUUCUUACAGAAGCUCGGAUGCAAGCUGAACUCCUCUAUGCUCUGAGAGCCAUUACCCGCUACAUGACCUGAUUUGGGCUUUCUGGGGCCAAAAGCUUCGAGACGUUUGCCCGGCUCUUCGUGGGGGAAGGACCAGUGGAAAAAGAAAUCCCUCGGGCCCCGAUUCCUUUAGUUUCCGCUGCUUCACUGAGGGAAAAGCGCUACUAGGAGCAGUGAGCACAUGGUGACGGGGGGCCCGUGUUGGGACAGAGGGGGUGAGCAGCCGGGGCCGCGUCAAUGCCCAAGGCUCUCGGACAGCCUGGCACGACGCCAUCCAGCUUUUGGGGAAGUGGGGUGGCAGGAGCUUGGAGCCAGCAGGCCAGCGAUGGGGCUUGGCUGUGUUGAGCUGUAGGGAGCUAAAGAAAUGCAUUCGAUGGAGCUGGUGGAGUAAUAGGCGGUCUGCCCCAGUUCAGCUAGAAGUAAUCAUGUCAACACUGCUGCUAUUCCCUGAGCCUCCUAGGUUGCAUGUGUGGUUGAAAAGCAAACUUGCAUAAUACCUGUUGAUACCUGUUCACUGCUGCCUUUUCAAUCGUAGAGUUGAGCAAGCCUCAUCAUAAAAAUGGCAGUGACUUUCUUCUUUUGAAGUUUUGCCUUCAAAGACAUUAGCAGUUUUUCAGGUUUGGGAGUUAGCGGAUAUAAGCCAAAAGACACUCGUCUCCAAAACAAAUUCCAGCCUUCUUGAAGCUAUCUUAAAGUGCAUAACUUCAAGAAAUUCUGACCUGUCCCUUUUCCCCUCCUCUCCCCACCCCCACCUUCACUCCCCAACUCCGCCUUGCCCUACCUUAAGGGCAGUGAAUUGUGCUGGGACUUUUGUUUCUGGGUGCAUUUGUACCAAUGGUCCUCCCUUGAUCACGCUGCUCUACCGCUAAAGGUGGAAAGUCCUUGCAGUAAGUGAAUCAAAACUUGAUUUUCAAACAAAAAAUGCUAAUGAUAUUCCAGGGGCAAACUGGUUUGGGAAAUGUAGAAGUCCUCUAUACAGGGAGAGUGUGAAUUGCUUUUGAAGUCUGUUCAGUAUUAUCAGUAUUUUUUCAAUAAAGGGCAACAACAUUUUCCUCCUUUU
Molecule: messenger RNA, 2700 nt
Organism: Ornithorhynchus anatinus (platypus)
Lineage: Eukaryota; Metazoa; Chordata; Mammalia; Monotremata; Ornithorhynchidae
Gene: SESN1
Product: sestrin 1
Exons: 10
Coding region: 21-1673 (550 amino acids)
Biological process (GO): cellular response to leucine starvation; positive regulation of macroautophagy; regulation of response to reactive oxygen species
Cellular component (GO): nucleus
Molecular function (GO): L-leucine binding; oxidoreductase activity, acting on peroxide as acceptor
Source: RefSeq, a predicted model, not a curated record